This is a messenger RNA of Salvelinus namaycush (lake trout), 2963 nucleotides long. RefSeq names its product calcineurin subunit B type 1. Gene Ontology annotation, molecular function: calcium-dependent protein serine/threonine phosphatase regulator activity; calcium ion binding. Lineage: Eukaryota; Metazoa; Chordata; Actinopteri; Salmoniformes; Salmonidae. Bases 216 to 728 code for a protein of 170 amino acids. The transcript is spliced from 6 exons. The record is from RefSeq and is a predicted model, not a curated record.
CGCUCUCUACACCAACACAACCUCCUCUGCGGAUCCACUGUAGCUACUGCAGUGAAUCCGUCAUCCGUAAAGAGAAAAGGCGAGAGCAAGUCAAGCUGGUCUAUAUUUAUUACAACCAGAAAUAUUUCCCUGGAACAGUCUUAAAAUUGAUUGUGCAACGUCGUCCUUUCAAAGUGUUUCCCUUGCGCACCAGGUGAAGAAACCCAACCGACAGAAUGGGAAACGAAGCAAGUUAUCCCUUGGAGAUGUGUACACACUUUGAUGCUGAUGAGAUUAAGAGGCUAGGAAAGAGAUUUAAGAAACUCGACCUAGAUAACUCUGGCUCCUUGAGCGUGGAAGAGUUUAUGUCCUUACCGGAACUCCAACAGAAUCCCCUUGUACAGCGAGUAAUCGAUAUAUUUGACACAGAUGGCAAUGGGGAAGUCGACUUCAAAGAAUUCAUUGAGGGUGUCUCCCAGUUCAGUGUCAAAGGUGAUAAAGAGAUGAAAUUGCGCUUUGCCUUCAGGAUCUAUGACAUGGACAAGGAUGGCUACAUAUCCAAUGGAGAACUCUUCCAGGUCCUCAAGAUGAUGGUGGGAAACAACUUAAAGGACACCCAGCUUCAGCAGAUUGUUGACAAAACCAUCAUCAACGCAGACAAAGACGGCGAUGGGAGAAUAUCCUUUGAGGAGUUUUGUGCGGUGGUGGGAGGAUUAGACAUACACAAAAAGAUGGUUGUGGACGUGUGACUGACCUCACGGGCCCCCUCAAAAAUCCCUUUUCGCUUUCUUCUCCAUUUCUGAGGAUCUGCUCAAGGCGUCAUCCAGCAACGCUCUCUGUGUAUUUUUCAAUGGAAGUAUUUUUCUCUGUGAAGCCACCUUUUUUUUUCAACCCGAGCCUUCUGAAAGCCAACCAUUUGUAAGUGUUAUUGAACAUGAAUUCUCUCCAUAACCCGGUGUAACACUUUAAGAGCCUGAAGGACAGCUUUUUAUCGUUGAGCGAGUAUUUCAGUUUGGUGGAGGAAGGUUAGUGUGUUUCUCUUUCAUUUUGAGGCAGUUGGGAUUUAUUAAAUAUUUAUUUUGGUCUUGGCUUUUUGGGGGGGGGGGUGUAGUUAGCUGUGAUGUAACUUGAUGUACUUGAUUUCGUACAACACGAAAAUAGAGCAUGAAGUGCCAAUCAGAACAUAUAAUAAACCGGUUGAAUAUAAUGGUAUCUAUCUUUUUCUAUCAACAUUCGGUAGAAUUGCUUAUUUCAAUGUGCAUACAGCACGAUUCAAACAAUCCAAUUACAUUUUCAGGGCAAAUGCUUUCCCUGCUUCUUUCACUCAGUAUUUUGAGCAGCUAAGUUUUUAAGAUCGUGUAAGACAGCUUUCUUAAUAAGGGGGAUUGUGUACUAUACAUGUUUAUAUUGUCAGGGACAUCUAUCAUCUUGCUUUGAAGAUGCAGUGGAGUAGAGAAAAUAAUAUUUACAUUUCUGCACAUACAAGUUUACUUCAAGGGCAAGUCUUUUUUGAGUCACUGGUUGGUUAUGCGAAUAAUUUUCACCUUAGUCUCUUAUUCCAACAAAAAGCACGUCUUCAUUCUGGAUGGUAUGACAUCACAGGCCAUUAGAAUAUUCUCGUUAAUGUGUUUUGUAUUUAUUGCUUUGUCAGCCAUGUGAAGUUACAGAUAUGGAUUGGUUACAGACUAUCAAAUAGAAGUAGAGAUGAGUGCUUUUUGUUUAAAUGCUGGUGAUACGGUAAAUCUAGCUUUUUUGGGGUUGCAUUUAACAACUUAACUGCAGGCAGAGCUGAGGUAACUUACAGUAAGUAGGCUAUAGUUAGGACAUUGAGGGAUGUUAAGUUGGUUAGGCUUAUGAGAGGCGGUGAUUUCAACGUACACAUUUUGCCUUCUUGACAAUGUAAUUUGCAUCUAUUUCAUGAACAUCUUUUAAUUCGGUUUCUCAAACAUUGUAUGGACUUGCCGUGAGUUGACGUAAUAGUGCAAGGUCACAGGUGGGCUGUCCCUCUUCCUCCCUACCUCCUGAACAUCAUUUUUUUUCUCUUGAGUUUUGUUGAGAAGAUUGCAACCAACAAGGGCAUUUUAUUAUAAAGCUACCAAUGUUCUUUACACAGAGAGAGGGGACAAGACAGAACAGGUUUAAUUUGUAUCUAUACAUUUUAUUGGAAUUUAAACGUAUUUUAAGUUUGUGGCUCUGCUUUUUUGCCCAACUGAAUGCACCAACGGGCGGGUGUUCCAAGCGCGUGAUCCUGUGCCGCAUGCGCCCGCCUCGCACCGCUGUUUUCUUCAAUGGCGUGCUGCACGACGACGGCUCUUAUCUGAUCUUAAAAGGCCCCGAAGUCUUGUGAUGUGCUUGCAUGACAUGAAGGGUUCUUUUUUUCUUCUUUUGUGUGCAUGUAGAUCCAUUUUUUUGAAAAUCUGUAUGUUUACAUAUGAAUCUUAAUGUUAAUAUAUUAUAACAAAUGAAAAUGACAUAUAUGGAUGUUGGCAACAAAAAAAAAAUUGGUAAAUGUUGAAUAAAUAUGGAAAUGACUAAAAGUAACUCCACUACAUGUAACUGUUAUUCUAAACAACUAUAAUCUUUUGGAUAUCUCUGUCACUUCUAUUCCAGCAAAGCUUCACUUAUGCCCCAGAGUAGACUACCAGCUCUGUUUCAGGGGGUAACCAUUCGAGAUGUUUUAUUUUAUUUUUUGUACAUUUCAUUUUUUUAACAGAUAUUUGUUAGAAACAUGGUAGUAUUAGUGGUCCCUUCUUUGUUUGUUUUUUAGGUUUGUGCUAAAUGUGUCCACUAUUGGAGGAAAGGGAUCCGUAUAGGGUGUGUUUUAUUACGGGGUGGUAAAGGGUGGAGGCAAAAAAAAAAAAAUGUUUUCAGUCUUAGGUUUGACUUUUCUUCUUAUCCGUCUCUGCAUGCUGCAUCUGCUGUGGGAACCAUUUGAAACUUCAUACAUGAAAAAGAGAAAUAAACCAUUUGAAAGUUGUUACAGA